AUGGCGACCGCGGGGCCCCUCAGGCGGGCCGGGGGUGCCGCGGCGCUGGAGGAGAGAGUUCGGCUUGGCUUUGUUGUUAUUCUGUCAUUUCUCACGCGUUUCUUCCCGCAGCCCCUCAGCGCCAGGCUGAAAGCAGCCAGCCCCGGGCCCGGCAGGAGGCAGAGCACCAUCCCCGCCUUCUUCAGCCCCCUCACAGAUGGAAGAGACAAAGAAAACUCCCGGCCGACCCCCUGCACCCCAAAUGAAGGCUGUGAGCGCUCGGGGGCUCCCCUGGCUGCCUGUCCUGUGAAGAUCCUGGCCUUGCCACAGCUGGAGGGAGCCCUGGAAGAGCUCCCUGGAGCCGAGCAGGGGGUGCAGGGCACAUCCCAGGCAUGGAAAACACCCCUGGAUACCCUGGAGCUUCAGGUGGAGUCUCAGAGCCAGAGCAAAGCCUCCGGUGGGGCUGGGGGGGAUUCCUGGUGCUGCAGCCUCUCCCAGGGCUCGGAACACAGCGGGAUCGGCGCUCACAGGAACAAAUCCCGGUUAUUUCCUGGAGAAACGGCCUCAGGGAGCAGGAAACCACAGUCCUGGAGCAGAAUUACUUCUGGGCCGGGUUUUUCUGGGACUGAGAACACGAAUCCUGUCCCUGGGGCUGCUCCCAGUGGGGUUUGCUGCUCUCCUCAGCCCCUCAGGGAGCGGGGCCAGACCCCAGAGGGCUCCUGUGGGCAGCUCUUCUGCCAGGACUCCCAAGGGAACAGUGUCAUUGCUCACAGGGCCAGGGGCAGCUCACUGGGGGCCAGCCCCAGCCCCAGCCAGCCCUGGGGGCUGCAGUCCCUGUUCACACAGGACUCGCAGGGGAACAGGGUCAUCAAGCACUGCUGAGAGCCCCCAGCACCUCUGUGUUCUCCGAGAUCUUGCUUUAAUCCAAAUAAAAGGUUGGAGUUUGGUUCUAAGGGCUUG
Molecule: messenger RNA, 939 nt
Organism: Cyanistes caeruleus (blue tit)
Lineage: Eukaryota; Metazoa; Chordata; Aves; Passeriformes; Paridae
Source: RefSeq, a predicted model, not a curated record